AUGGGAGGAUUUAGAGAUCUUUGGCUGCGAUGGAAAAUGCUUCGCUUUCCAUGGAGGAAGAAAUUCCUAGUUGGACAAGACCUCUACGGCAACACCUUUUGGGAAUUUAAAGAUGCUCUCAACCACAAUAGAUGGCGACGUAUUGUGCAGGGUCGACGUCGAGCCACUCUGUCCUCCCUUUCGGAUGUGCAAAUCUCACCUCAAUGGCAUCAAUGGCUGCGCCAAACCCGAAACGAUCCCCCAACCAUGCAAGAACAAGCCGCCGAUGUGCAGAGACAGGCUCAACUGAAGAUCAAUGCCCGGCUUGCUGAUGAAAGAUGGGCUGCAAAGGCAAGGUACAUUGAGCCGAAGCCAGUGGUCGACACUCCCCUGUUGUCUGGUGAUCCUCGAGCUCAAGCAGAACACCAUCCCAACCAGUCACAGCAAUCGGGAAAGAUGAGCAAUAGUAUCGAGGACAGCGUGGACCAGCGCAAAAGUCCAGGGGCUACAGCCUCAAAUCCCGGAGCAAACUGGGCCCCUGGGGUAUGGGUUCCGGGCGCUGCGAAACGAUGA
This is a messenger RNA of Fonsecaea nubica, 552 nucleotides long. RefSeq lists its product as hypothetical. Bases 1 to 552 code for a protein of 183 amino acids. NCBI's taxonomy places the organism in Eukaryota, Fungi, Ascomycota, Eurotiomycetes, Chaetothyriales, Herpotrichiellaceae. Gene Ontology annotation, biological process: mitochondrial respiratory chain complex I assembly. Gene Ontology annotation, cellular component: membrane. The transcript has 2 exons. The record is from RefSeq and is a predicted model, not a curated record.